This is a messenger RNA of Orycteropus afer afer, 619 nucleotides long. RefSeq names its product ER membrane protein complex subunit 4 (gene EMC4). The record is from RefSeq and is a predicted model, not a curated record. Gene Ontology annotation, biological process: protein folding in endoplasmic reticulum. NCBI's taxonomy places the organism in Eukaryota, Metazoa, Chordata, Mammalia, Tubulidentata, Orycteropodidae. Gene Ontology annotation, cellular component: EMC complex.
GUUAUUGAGUCGUUUUGGAAAGAGGGGCUUAGCGGGUUUGGGAGGCGGCGAUUGCCAUGACUGCCCAAGGGGGACUGGUGGCCAACAGAGGUCGGCGCUUCAAAUGGGCUAUUGAGCUGAGCGGGCCUGGAGGAGGCAGCAGGGGCCGAAGUGACCGGGGCAGUGGCCAGGGAGACUCCUUGUACCCAGUGGGUUACUUGGACAAGCAAGUGCCAGAUACCAGCGUGCAAGAGACAGACCGGAUCCUGGUAGAGAAGCGCUGCUGGGACAUCGCCUUGGGUCCCCUCAAACAGAUUCCCAUGAACCUCUUCAUCAUGUACAUGGCUGGCAAUACUAUAUCCAUCUUUCCUACCAUGAUGGUGUGUAUGAUGGCCUGGCGACCUAUACAGGCACUUAUGGCCAUUUCAGCCACUUUCAAGAUGUUAGAAAGUUCAAGCCAGAAGUUUCUUCAGGGUUUGGUUUAUCUUAUUGGGAACCUCAUGGGUUUGGCACUGGCUGUUUACAAGUGCCAGUCCAUGGGACUGUUGCCUACACAUGCUUCAGAUUGGUUAGCUUUCAUCGAGCCCCCAGAGAGAAUGGAGUUCAGUGGUGGGGGAUUGCUUUUAUGAACCUGAGAUAG